GAGUGGGUACGCUGCAGUUUUCAGUCAGUGUCACACACACACACAGACGCACACACCGGCUAAGAGCGAGAAACACACCGCAUGUGAUGGCUGGCUCAUUUUUGGAAAGUGCUGAUCGUUUUCACGCGGAGGACCCUUCACGCGCCUUUUAACUUCCUCUGUUGAGCUCUCGGACUUAAAAAAAAAAAAAAAAAACGUUAAUCAGGUUGCAUUUUUAUGGUAAAACUGCUGAGUUCUACUCAUGAAUGAGUUUGCGAGUAAUUCAUUCAUUUUUUAAACUAAUCAAAGAAGAAGAAACAUGGAUGGGGUUAUUUUGUAUUUUUUCUUAAUAUUUAUUAUAGAGACUCGUGCAUUUCGUUAUGGCAUCGCCAACAAUCUCCAAUCCUAUAUGCCCAAUGUGUGCCUGGAGAGGGAGGUGACGCUGGUUGCCCAGAGGCAGCCCUGUGUGCAGGCCUUCACACGCAUGGUUAAAGUGUGGAAGCAAGGCUGUGUGGGACAGUCAUGGUGCAUGGGAUACGAGAGGAGGACGGCGUACUACACUGCAUACAGACAAGUGUACCGGCAGGAUUAUCAGACUGUGUACAAGUGUUGCCCAGGAUGGUCUCAACUUAAUGGAGAAGCAGGCUGUCUGUAUCCGGUGUGUAGCUACGGCGUGUGCUUCAAUGGGGGUCAGUGCCGAGCAGGAUCCACCCAACUUUGUGACUGUCCUCCAGGGUUCAACGGACCCAGUUGCCAGUAUGAUGUUAAUGAAUGUGAGGAGACCAACGGAGGCUGUGAGGCUCUCUGCUGCAACACCAUCGGAAGUUUCUACUGUAGAUGUCCUCCUGGACAGAAACUGAAUGAAGACGGCAAAACCUGUCAAGAUAUCGACGAGUGCCAGGUCCACAAUGGAGGCUGCCAGCACAGAUGCAUUAACACCAGGGGCUCCUACUACUGUGAAUGCCACCCGGGCUCUCGCUUGCACGUGGACGGCCGCACCUGCCUCGCUGUUCAUUCAUGCGCCAUCAGCAAUGGAGGAUGUGAGCACUACUGUGUGCAGCAGUCUGCCGCUCAUUUCCGCUGUCGCUGCAAGCCAAAUUACAUACUGGCAGAGGAUGGCAAGCACUGCAUACUGCAUAAUCCCUGUGCAGAACAGAAUGGAGGCUGCAUGCACGAAUGUCGGGCCGAUGGUGGGAGAGCUCACUGUGACUGUAAAUCUGGUUUUAUCCUGGCUGAAGAUGGGAAAACCUGUGACGAUAUCGAUGAGUGUGAGACAGAAGAGGCCAACUGUGCUCACGGCUGCCACAACACGGUGGGCUCUUACGCCUGUGUGUGCAGCACUGCCUAUGAGCUGGGAUCUGAUGGAAAACAGUGUUACAAAAUCGAGAUGGAGAUCGUGAACAGCUGCGAGAACAACAACGGAGGCUGUUCGCACCACUGCCAGCACUCAACUGGCGGGCCUGUUUGUUCCUGUAACCAGGGUUACAGACUGGAGGAUGACCUCAAAACUUGUGCUGAUGUCGAUGAGUGUGGAGAGCAACGCUCCUGCUGUGAGCAGGACUGCACCAACUACCCCGGGGGUUACGAGUGUUACUGCUCAGCAGGAUACAGACUCAACUCAGAUGGAUGCAGCUGUGAUGAUGUAGACGAGUGUCUGGCUGCUAAUGGUGGCUGUGAUCACACAUGCCAGAACAGUGCGGGCUCCUUUCAGUGUUUCUGCCGCCGGGGUUUCCGUCUGGACGAGGACCGGCAGUCCUGCAUCCCUCUGGAAGAUGCAGUUGAGGCUCUGUCCAGCGGAGCUGCCAUUGAGUUGCCUCUUAUUCGACCUGUCCUCACCUUGAUGGAAGACUACAACCAACCUCUGGAGCGCUAUGAUGACUAUGAAGACGACGAGGGGGAGCUGAGGGCUGAGAGUAACCUGGCUGAGAAGUUUGUGUGUUUGGACGACACUUUCGGCAGUGACUGCAGUUUGACAUGUGACGACUGUUCUAAUGGAGGAAAAUGUAGUCUGUGGAAAAACGGCUGCGACUGCCCUGACGGAUGGACAGGCAUCAUCUGCAACCAGACAUGCCUCGAAGGAUAUUUUGGUAAAAACUGCUCCUUCCCCUGUAAGUGUAAAAAUGGUGCCAGCUGUGAUCCGGUCACUGGGAGCUGCCGCUGUCCGCCUGGGGUCAGUGGCGACUUGUGCCAGGAUGGCUGUCCUAAGGGCUUCUAUGGGAAGCAGUGCAAUAAGAAGUGUAAUUGUGCCAAUAACGGGCGCUGCCACCGAACCUACGGAGCCUGUCUGUGUGAUCCUGGACUCUACGGACGCUUCUGCCACCUCCCUUGUCCUAAGUGGACCUUCGGUCCCGGCUGCUCAAACGAGUGUCAGUGCGUCCAGCAGAACACUCUGGAGUGCCACCGUCGCCAUGGCACCUGUGUCUGUAAACCUGGUUACCAGGGCAACACCUGCAAGGAAGAAUGCAGCCCAGGUACCUACGGAGCCGGCUGUGAGAAGAAAUGCUCCUGUCCAGCAGGAGUGUCAUGUGAUCAUGUGACUGGACAGUGCCAACGAAAAUGUCCUCCCGGUCGUCAUGGAGAGAAUUGUGAUCAGGACUGUCCAGAGGGAAGGUUUGGAACAGGCUGCAUACAUCCUUGUAACUGCACCGGAGCCCCAUGUGACAGAGUGACGGGACAAUGCAAGUGUCCAGCGGGGACAUCAGGAAUGCACUGUGAGAGCUUGUGUCCAGAGGGUUUCUGGGGUCCAGGCUGCGCAGAAACCUGCCCAGUUUGUGAGAACGGAGGUGUGUGUGACAAACACAACGGGUCAUGUAACUGCCCUUCAGGGUUCAUGGGCAAACUCUGCCAGAACUCGUGCCCGAGUGGACGUUUCGGUCAGGGAUGCCAGAUGAGGUGUGUAUGCGAGAACAAUGCUCGCUGUGAUCCGGUGAGUGGGCGGUGUACCUGCGCUCCUGGCUGGACUGGACACAACUGCAGGAAAGCCUGUGAUGCGGGGCACUGGGGAGCAGACUGUGAUGAAACAUGUGACUGUAGAAACGGAGACGGCAGCUGUGACGCUUUGACUGGCCAGUGCAACUGUGAGGCUGGUUACACUGGAACACAGUGCCAUCAGAAGUGCCCAUCUGGUAUGUUUGGUCUCGGUUGUCGCCAUCGUUGUCAAUGUGAUAACAAGGCGUUGUGUGACCAUGUGAGUGGAGCUUGUACCUGCCAGGUGGGAUGGACUGGAACCUUUUGUGAAAAGCCAUGUCCUCAGGGCUUUUAUGGACUGGACUGCCAGGAGAAAUGUUUGUGUCUAAAUGGCGGGAGCUGUGACCACGUCAGCGGAGUUUGUUCCUGUCCUGCUGGUUGGAUUGGUCCGUUCUGCAACCUGACUUGCCCAACUGGUUUCUAUGGGGAAGGAUGUAACCAAACCUGUAGCUGCCGUAACGAUGGCAUCUGCCACCCGGCCAGUGGGCAGUGUGUGUGCACGCCUGGCUGGACCGGAUCCAACUGCACAGAAGAAUGCCCUGCAGGAUUUUAUGGAGCAGACUGUCGGCAGCGAUGCUUGUGUCAGAACGGAGCCACCUGUAACAAGACCAACGGAAAAUGUGCAUGUGCCAGUGGAUGGAUGGGCACUGCCUGUGAACUGGAAUGUGUGGCGGGUCGGUUCGGGACAGACUGCCAGCAGCAGUGUGAAUGUGAGAAUGGCGGCCAGUGUGACAGACAGACUGGACGGUGCAGCUGCAGCGCUGGCUGGAUCGGAGAGCGCUGUGAGAAAGCGUGUGAACCAGGUCGGUUUGGUGCCGGCUGUGAGGAGAGAUGUCAGUGUGUGCACGGGGCGUCAUGUCACCACGUCAUGGGCGAGUGUCAGUGUCCACCAGGGUGGAGAGGAAAACUCUGCGACAAAGCAUGUUUGCCGGGUACGUAUGGAAAGGGUUGCAUGCAGCGUUGCAGCUGUGCUCAGGGCACGUCCUGCCACCACGUCUCUGGAGACUGUGGCUGUCCUCCUGGAUUCACAGGAAACGGCUGUGAGCAGACCUGUCUUCCAGGAACAUUUGGACAGAACUGUAACCGGGUUUGCCAGUGCUCUGAGACAAACCAGCUCUGCCACCCAGUGUCUGGAACAUGUUACUGCGCUCCAGGUUUCCAUGGCUCCAAAUGUGACAGGAUUUGUGCAGACGAUCGUUAUGGUCCAAAUUGUGACAGCGAGUGCCAGUGUGAAAACGGAGGGAGGUGCGUUCCUUCCACUGGAGCCUGUGAAUGUCCGGCAGGAUUUAUAGGAGCACGCUGCAACAUUACAUGUCCAGCCGGGCAUUACGGGGUCGACUGUGCUCGGGUGGCACUGUGUGGGGACGGAGCCCAGAACGACCCAGUCACCGGUCGCUGUGAGUGCAUUCCUGGACGCAGAGGAGAAGACUGCGCACAGGGCUGCCCUUCAGGCUGGUUUGGGACGGCCUGUAUCCAGCGCUGUAACUGCAGUAAUGGUGGCGUGUGUGACUCUGUGACUGGUAACUGCACCUGCGGUCUGGGUUGGACUGGUACAUACUGCGAUAAAGAAUGUCCUGCAGGCAGAUUUGGUGCAAACUGCCAACUGAAAUGCAGCUGUCAAAAUAACGGCACUUGUGACAGAGUGAUGGGGACGUGUCAGUGUAGUCCAGGCUACUACGGACAUCUGUGUGAACACGCGUGUCCUCCUGGUCUCCAUGGCCCGCUGUGCCAGCUGCAGUGUGACUGCAUGAACGGAGCCUCCUGUCAUCCAGCAUCGGGUCGCUGUAUCUGUCCUUCAGGAUACCACGGAGUUCGCUGUCACAGAGUGUGUGAGCAGGGUACCUAUGGCCAUGGUUGUGCCAAGCUGUGUGACUGUGAGGAGGACGCUCCCUGUGAUCCUGAGACGGGAAGAUGCCUCUGUCCUUCAGGGAAGACGGGACUCAGAUGUGACAUUGAUUGCAGAGCAAAUCGUUACGGGCCAGACUGUGUGGAGACAUGUGAGUGUGACAAUGGGUCGCAGUGCGACCGACGCAACGGCCGCUGUACCUGCCUGCACAGCUGGAUCGGACUCUCCUGUCAAGAAGGUGGACCUCCACGCCUCACCUACAGCAGCAGAGGAGACAAGCAGCACGACAACUCGUUAUAGCACCAACAUCCAACUGGAAGCAUCCAACCACCUGGGAAAGAUCCACCACUUUUACUGAAGAGACUCGAGUGGAUGAACUCCUGCGACAGGACGUUGUAGCAGGCAGCUGCAGGACCUUAAUGGAAACAAAGACUCUCUGAUGAGAACUGCAGUUUCAUGUUUGGAGUGAGCUGGACCACACUGUUUUUUUAUGAAUACCAAAGUGUCCUUCGAACUGUCCGAGCCACAGUGGUCCUUUUGUUGCAGUCGGAGUGGAGCGACAAACGUUUUAAUCUUUAAGAUUAAAAUCAUCCUCAGAGUGCAGUGUCAGGAGAUCGUGGUCGAAUUUACUGCACUUUCUGUAUUUUUUGUUUAAUAUUUGUCCUUGAAAUACCUUUUGCAGGUACUGUGUAUAAAAUAAAAUGUAACUCUGUUAGGAAACUGCUGGAAAUGAUGCAACCUCUGCCGCUGAGGCCAUUUUUGAAACUACAUUUCAUUACUUGCCAGUACUAUGAAGUUUUUCAAUCUGCACAAUAUGAAGUAUUGUUUCAGUCCAAUGGUGCUUUACUGUGCAGUACAACAAUGACUUUUAUAAUCUUCAGACUUUUAUAGUUUAAUAUCAAGGUAAAGCACAUUACUGUUGACUAAUUAUGUAUUAGGACAGCUGGAAUUUUACAGUUCCAUAUGAGUCAUAUUUGUUUGCACCUUCUUUAAGGUUAAGAGUUAAAAUAUUUUUUGGGGAUUUUGUGUAUAAAUUGCUUCAUAUUUAUAUUUCACACCGUUGUAUACAAUCAAAUAUAGUGCAAGUUUAAAAUGCAUCCUUUGUUUGACCAAAUCCACAGUCCAGUAAACAACCCAGAAUGAUAUUUUACACAUGAAUGCCAAUAAAGACAGACACGUAUAAGUUUUUUCUUUUUACCAUUCUUAUUUUAUCAUUGUUUCAUUUUCAUUGAAGAUCAAAGCUGUACAUCCUGUCUAAAGUCAGAUUCAAGCACAGUGCAGAUAGCAACGCCUGCAAAAAAAAAUUAAAAAAACAAAAAGAGAAAAGGCAGAGGUGAUCACAACCAGAAAUAUAUACAAAGGUCAAACUAUGUACAGGAGAUACCAGGCUCUCACUACAUCAUCUUCAGAGUGAAGUCAGCCCGCCGGUGCUUUCACUUCAGAGCAUUCCUCAUAGUGCAUACACAACACAAAGAAAUUGCUUCUUUUUGUCAGUCUUAAGAUCGAUACAAUACUGAUAGGAAAAAUGCAGCAUGAUGAAAAAAAUAAAAACAGUUCUUUUGAUUCUCUCUACUGCAUUAAAGGCUAAAACAUAAAAAAUAUAUUCUCUGUAUAACCUGGAACCUUCUGUUAAAUAUGCUCUCCCCAGUCUGUGGGUCUGGUUUCACUUCAAUGUGUCAGAACAGCAAACAUGAAGAAACUGGGACCUCUUAAAGCAUGAAUUUCUCUACACAGGUGAGGGCACCAGCUGACAACACUUCAGCCUCAAAACAUUAACCUGUUAUUUCUACAAUGUGCAGAAACCUGUGAACACCGCAAGAUCUUUGUCGGGCAGGUCAGCACGCCGUGAAAUAACACUGAUGGUAAAAACUAAAUGCACAGCGAUACCUUUUAAAGGGUGAGCUUGAUAUUUUGGAAAUGCACUUAUUUGCUUGCACUCAUGAGAGGUAAACAAAAUAAGAAGUGUCCGCCAGCAGCCGGCUAACUUGGCUUAGAAUAAAGACUGAGAACCAGACAAAGGCUGGGACACGCGCCUACGCUAUAGAUACUUGCUGUUAACUACACGUACGCAUGAUUGCUGCCACGCGUCCCCUGCACUGCUUUGGCGCGUCGGCUGUGCGUCCUCAAAAAUUAACACUGUGGAGGAGAGAUGCAGUAUUAAAUAAACAGCAGGGGCAGUGUAGAACUGAAGCUGACAUGCAGAAGCACUCGUGAUGCUUCACAUCAUCAAUCUCUCACACUGGCAGCACGAGAGACGCGUACUCCCCAUUGUCCUGAUUUAUAGAGGCCUUAAAGUACCACCGAUAUCGUCUUUUUUGGCUCGAUCCCUGCAUUAACAUGACAGUAACCUCCUCGAGUGUUGCCAUGUCUGUUGUUUACAUCCCACACAUCUGACAGCAGCAUACAGCCUGAGCUCUGUCGUGCGCCCUCUUGAGGUAUCAUCUAUUAACACGUGUUGCGUAUAGGCAAGUAUAUAUACAAAAAUGCUCAUCACGCAGCCUGAUGUGCACGCAUUUUUUAAAUAGAAAGCAUUUGUUUUUGGUCUUUUGAAGAUUUUAAUAUUUUUUGUAUCUUAAGUUUAGUAAUCGCAGAAUUUUAGUUCUUACUAAUAUCAUCAUUUUUCGUACAAAACAUAUUCUGACCCAGCGUUUACUGUGCAACCCGCGUGGAACGAAUCUGGCUCUACGCACAGUCAACCGACCGGCACCUCUAAUGGCACACCACUGUCACUGCUACCGUCACUGUUGUCUGACAUUACAAACAUUUCACUGGGAACCUCCUGACGCAUCUGUCUGUUCUCAAAACUAUGUUUAAUCAACAAAACCCACAAGACAUGAUGUGGGACAAGACGAAAGACCUGGCGCAAGACACGAGUUCUGUCCUCCAAAAGUGGAUGUAUGCGAGAAGCUAGAGACUCGAGCUGUUUGUGCGUUGAUUUGCAGUCUUUCUCAUUGUCAUGCUGGCUGAUUUCAAGUUAAGUCAAUUUUAUUUAUUUCACACUACAGGAUCGCAGACUUCCAGCUUUUUAUCCUGCUAAACAUCUCUCAGACAUCCGCGAUGCAUCUCUAAGGCCUACGAGCUCGGAAAGAAAGCUUUUAUGUGCUCUGCACCCCUAGCUUGGAAUAGCCUCCAAAAAAAAUCUAAAACUAAGCGAACUGGUCUCUCUGCCAAUUUUGCUGAAUUUGUUGUUAUCAUUAUUAUUAUUAUUAUUAAUUAUUAUUAUUAGUAUUAGUAUUAUUAUUAUUAUUAUUAUUAUAUCCGUAUUUGUCAUUGUGCAUAGGUAUUUUAAUAUUUCCACAUUACUAUGUUUCUCCUAUGUUUUAUUGGGCUUAUCAUUGUUUGCAACUUUUCAUAUGCUGUUUUCUUGGCCAGGUCACAGAUCAUGAUCUCAAUGGGACUUACAUGGUUAAAUAUGGAUUAAAUAAAAAAAUUGCGUCUUCACAAGCGCCAAUUUGCCUCUGAUCUGAGAAAAAAAAACUGUCAGUAGAGAGUCAGGGCUAAAACUGCACAGCGUAAACUCAUUAUAAAUCUCACUACUUAAGAUGUGCCAUCUUCUCUCAGAAAGGGACCCAUUAAGAAUAUUUAUGUUGUAAAGUUUGACAGUCUAUAACAUGUUCAAUUAUUGAGCUUUAGA
This is a messenger RNA of Plectropomus leopardus (leopard coralgrouper), 8426 nucleotides long. RefSeq names its product multiple EGF-like-domains 6b (gene megf6b). The record is from RefSeq and is a predicted model, not a curated record. Gene Ontology annotation, biological process: heterophilic cell-cell adhesion. NCBI's taxonomy places the organism in Eukaryota, Metazoa, Chordata, Actinopteri, Perciformes, Serranidae. Gene Ontology annotation, molecular function: scavenger receptor activity; protein binding; calcium ion binding.